GUCGCGCCGCCGCUGAGCCCCGCGCGGCCCUGGCAGAGCGGGCGGGCUCUGCCCCAGUCGCCCGUCCCGUGCCUCGCUCGGUGGGCUGUCUUCUUGCCCCGGCACCAGCGGGAGGGCUGGGGGCGGGGAUGGCGGGGGUGCAUCAGCACUUGGCCAGGGGUUUGGAUUGUGAUUGCGUACCACCUCGCCCCUAUCGGCUAC
Messenger RNA from Prorocentrum cordatum, 201 nucleotides. The record is from the annotation of a GenBank genome assembly. Lineage: Eukaryota; Dinophyceae; Prorocentrales; Prorocentraceae.